This is a messenger RNA of Salvelinus fontinalis (brook trout), 6943 nucleotides long. RefSeq names its product tumor protein D52-like. Bases 676 to 1440 code for a protein of 254 amino acids. Gene Ontology annotation, biological process: B cell differentiation. NCBI's taxonomy places the organism in Eukaryota, Metazoa, Chordata, Actinopteri, Salmoniformes, Salmonidae. Gene Ontology annotation, cellular component: cytoplasm. The transcript has 8 exons. The record is from RefSeq and is a predicted model, not a curated record.
UCGGCAGAGAGUGAAGGCUAAAGGGAAGGUAACUCAUUAACACCACAGAGCGACCGUCGUGACGCCACCUCGGCCUGCCUGGAUGACUGCAUGUCAUGUGAGUCUGCAGCAGAAAGACAGACCCAGAGACAGACCCAGAGACAGACCCAGAGACCGACAGACAGGCUAGGAGGCUAGCCCGGCCGGAGCUGUGUGUCCAACCGCAACACAGUGUCACAUACGGACACAUACACACGCACUGUCAUAUACACGACACACUGUCACGUAAUACACUGUCACACACACACGACACAGGAGUACCGUGUGUCUACCAGACCAGGAGACAGGAGAGGACAAUCGGAGCACUGAGUGAACUGUGCCCCAGCUGCAUGCGUCCUAGCACAUGCAGGAAAUCAGCGGCUGCAGCGACCGGAGUCAUUGUGGUCCCAACCACCUAACCCAGCCUGGAGCCACCUAACCCAGCCUGGAGCCACCUAACCCAGCCUGGAGCCACCUAACCCAGCCUGGAGCCACCUAACCCAGCCUGGAGCCACCUAACCCAGCCUGGAGCCACCUAACCCAGCCUGGAGCCACCUAACCCAGCCUGGAGCCACCUAACCCAGCCUGGAGCCACCUAACCCAGCCUGGAGCCACCUAACCCAGCCUGGAGCCACCUAACCCAGCCAGGCAACAGCCAUGGACGCUCUGGAGCAGGAAUACAAGUCGCCGUUUGACUUUGAGCAGGGAGUGAAUAGCAGCUACCUCUAUCUGUCCCCCAGCGUCAUUGUAACACCACCGGGCUCACCGCACGUGACUGUCACAGCCAGAGGUGCUGUGAGACCAGACUCUGUCACAGAGGUAGGGGAGGAUGCAGUGAUGUCGGUGACCGUGUCCCCUUCCGUCCCCACCCUGACAGAGGAGGAACAGGAGGAGCUACGAGAUGAACUGCUCAAGUUGGAGGAUGAGGUCGUGACUCUGUCUCAGGUGCUGGCAGCUAAGGAGAAGCAGGUGGCAGACAUCAAGAGGAAGCUGGGCAUCACUCCUCUCAACGAGCUCAAACAGAACAUCAGCAAGAGCUGGCAGGAGGUCACCACCUCUACUGCCUACAAGAAGACGUCAGAGGGCCUGUCCGUAGCUGGUCAGAAGGCCACGGCAGCCUUCACCAGCAUGGGCUCGGCCAUCAGCAGGAAGUUUGAGGACGUCAGAUUGCAAUCUAUUUCCAAUUAUUUUGGCAUACGCUCCCUACAGCAUUCUGCUAGUAUGCCCGUGAUGAGGAACACACACACCUUUAAGUCGUUUGAGGAGAAAGUCGAGACUUUAAAGGUCAAGAUGAGCCCGACAGCAUCUCAGGGUGACUUUGGCGAUGUGUUGACCUCUACAGCGACGUCUGACCCUUCUGUUCCCGUAGAGAAACGGCCAGAGGCCACACCCAUCGCCACCCAGGAAGAACAGCCCCACUGAGACCAGCCUGACCUUUCACCUCUGACCCCUAGCCAGGGUGACAUUAACUUGAACCAUACCCUCUUUCUCCUUCUGUCUCCCCUCUUUCUGUUCUCUCACCUCCUCCCUUCUUCAGCUCCCUCUUUACAACACUAUAGCACAAAACAGAACCAACAACCAAAAAAGAAAAAUAAGUUUCCCCAGGAACUUUUAAAUUAAAAAAUAUAUAUAAAUUACUGAAAUAUUGUGACACCGUAACACUUGUAGGUUUGUACGACUGUAUGUUUCUAAUCUAAUGUCCAUGGUUGAGGAACCUGCACAAGUAGAAUAAUAUACAUUACACUUUAUGAGAAACUGUAUGUCACAGCAAGUGAAGUUGUGAUGGCUCAAAACCAAUUGGUUCACACAGGCCCAUAUCUUUCCAUAACUUUGAGGACUAACAGGCAUUUGUUUUUUAUUUUCUUUUGAUGUACUCCAAUCACUGUAAUACUCUAGGAUGUCAUUUCUAUUCCAACACUGAAGAGGCUUUCUCUGUCAUGUAUUACUCUCACCAAUAGCACCAGUAAUGUGGUGUAGAGCACAUCUGAGUAGAGUUAAUACCAGAUCUGUGUAGCUCACACACUCCUCUCACAGCUUAACCAAAUGGGGGUGGUCUAAAUCUGACCUCUGAGCAGUUCAUAGUGCUUAACUCUGAUAUCAGAGAGGGUGGGCCAAUGCAUCCAGAUCAGUGUGUAAUGAUAGUCGCAGAUGCAUGAUUGGUUAUAAUGGUGUCGGCUGGCCUUGACCCUCAGGUCAGUGCAAUUUACAUCACUCAAAGCCUCACAGCAUGGUGGGCCAAAGUCUGUAUUAGGGCACUUGUCUCACUGGCUUCUCUCUGCUUGGUAUGCUGAAAUAGUAGGAUAGUCACUGGAUCCUGUGUACUUCUCUACUGUUGAAUGAUAUAUGGAUAGUAGUUGUUUUUGUUACAAAGUGAUUUUCAUUGUUUACCUUUUCAUAAAGAUGUACAAUUUUACUUAAAUUGGAAAUAUACUAUUCUUGACCUAGACUAAGAACUAGAUUUCCUCCCGUGUUGGUAUUUUAAUUUCUCUACAGUGUAUGUGGUAUGGUAAUCCAUUUUUAACAGUUGACUUUCAAUGAGGGAAUGUUUUUCUCUUCUGAACAUCUUGAGGUAUGAAAGAGUGCGAUGCAGAAUCCUGCUAAAUGUUUACUCUUGACCACACUAGGAUGAUACAUACAGUGCCUAAAGAAAGUCUACACAUCCAUGAAUGUUUUUCAACAGAAGUCUUUCUAAGAGUUUAAGUGUUCCUGAGUGGUCUAGUCUGUCCAGAGUUAAAUCUGCUUCAAAAAAAUCAGAGGCAAGGUUUAAAUAUCGCUGUCCACCAGUGAUCCCCAACCAAAUUUACUGAGCCUGAGCAAUGUUGACAAAAACGAUGGAUAUAUGUUACCCUAAAAGUUGUGCCAACUUGGUAGAACCUUAAUGGAAAUGAGUCACAGAUGUAAUUGCUGCCAAAGGUGCAUCCACCAAUUAUUAACUCAGGAUAGAGACUUAUCCAAUUAUGAUAUCUGUUAUUUGUCUUUUUUUUUGGUAAAAUGUUCUAUAACUUUCUUUCACGUUGAAAAUGUGGAGUAGGUUGUGUAGAUCUGUAGGAAAAACAUUUCAUGGGGAGUGUUGACCUGCUAUAGGCACUGUACGUACAUUUUAGGACACUAGUGAAUAUUUGGUUUAAAUGCCCAAUGCAAGUCCUCCCCUACUGGAAGACGCCUGGCCAUAUCAUGGCAUGGAUUCAUUGUGGAAAUAAACUUCUGUAAGAAAAGUCCUGGUUCCACCAUUUAAGAACACAUUAUGGCUAAUAAAAUGUCUUCCAGAGAGAAGUUACUGUAGAUCCUUUGUCCCCAUUUAGCCCAACUGCUAGGGCAGUAGGCUGUUGACUUUUCUGUUUAGACAUGACCUAUUUCACAGAAAGGUGGUUUCCCACCUCUUCAUUGUGGGCAGAAAUAGUUUGUCAGGAACUCUGUGAUCAAAAGUCUUCUGGUAAACUGCCAGAGAGUAGGCCUUCAACAGCCACCCUGGCACUGGUCUGGUCUCUAAUUGGAAUGCUGACGUCUCUAAAAAAAAAAAAAAAAAAGUACAACUGUGUUAUUUAACAAGAAUGCACUUGAACAGUGCCCUGUCUUGUCUCCUUCAGCAUUCCUCACAAACUUUCAAAUGUAUUUUUAUUAUGUUUUUCAAUAUUUAAGAGGCAUGAGAAGAGAAUACAUUUCCCAUCUAUUUCUUAUGACAUUUGUCUGUACCAAAGCAUCAUGGGGGUUCCUUAUAUCCACUCUGGUAUCACACUGUAAGAGGCAGAGGUAAAAAUAAUCAUGUCACUGUUUCAUACAAAGAUGUUUCUCACUGUUAUGCAGGGCAUGUUUCAGGAGGUGGACAGGUGUGCCAAUAGCUACAUAGAUGAUAGAUAUUCCCUUGGUACAUUUAGAAAUAUACUUUUUUGUAUUGUAUGUAGACAUGUAAAUAUGCUUAUUGUAAUGAGGAGUAACAUGCCCAGAGCAGUGUGUCACCUGCUGGUAUAGUUCAGUGGUUACAGAUGAUAUAUUCAAGUACUUGAUGCUUUUUGUUGUUACACUAAUCAUUGCUAUAGUGACAUUCUUUGGAGCAGCUUUUGUUUUUCAUGUUGGAGCUUCACUCUGUCUGGGGUUAGGGAACCUGCUUGGGAUUCUAUAACCUUCUAGAGACGCUUGAUUACUGGGAGUACUGUUCUGGAACUUCAGAGUCAAUACUCGGCACUCCUGCAUCAUUUUAAUGGCUGCUUGGAGGAAUGUGGGACAUUCCCAUUAACAAAGCAGCCUGCCCCUAAUUUGAGACUUUGGUUGAUUGGAUUUGUCAUAACAUUCCAGUCUGGUCUGACUUUCAGACGGCAUUAUAAAUAAUAACAGAACAGGACCCUUAGUUUUAGGAGUUCCUGCCUGGGAUGGUUUAGGUGUUGGAAGUCUGAAUCUUUGGUGGCCGUACUGUGUACGUGGUCAUGCUAAGAGUGGUCAGAGGGUAGAGAAUGGGUAAUGCCUUGCCACGUUAUUGUGUCAUGACAGACACCUGCAACCUUCAAACAUUUUGAACUGUCAUUUUAAAAUUAUAAUUGUGAUAAGACUAUAUCCACUAUUUUCAUAUGUUGUGGGUCAAAAAUGUUUUAGAAUCUCUUUUAUUACGUUUUCACUUGCGCAUUACCGUUACAGCUAAUAUACAAGUCAUUUACAAUGCAUUGUCUCUGUUUAGUGAUUGGGUGAGGGUCACUUAAUAAGAUCAUGAAUGUGGGUCUCUCCCUGGCGUUUUACAGAGCAUCAGUUGAAUGAUUGUGUACUUCACUUGUUUUGGCCUGCUACAAUAACAAAAACCAGCGCGGCGGUCUAAGACACUGCAUCUCAGUGCAAGAGGCGUCACUGGAUGCCCUGGUUCGAAUCCAGGGUGCAUUAUAUCCGGCCGUGAUUGGGAGUCACAUAGUGCAGCACACAAUUGGCCCAGCAUCGUCAAGGUUUGGCCCGUGUAGGCCGUCAUUGUAAAUAAGAACACAUUCUUAACUGGCUUGCCUAGUUAAAGUUUCAAUUGAAAAAGUAAUAAUUAAAAUGAGGAUGAUGCUUUGUCUGCACAAGUUGUUUAUUUACUUUCAUUUGUGUCUUGUUUUAUUCGGCAGCAAACGACCUGGUCUCGUUGCUUGUAGGGAUGUGCGCUAUCAUCCAGAAGGCGAGGUCAGUACAGGUGCAUCCAAGCAGGGACCGAGAGAUAGAAGCUGUUUUUCAAUCUCAAGGCCAUCAGACUGUUAAACAGCCACCACUAACAUUUAGCGGCCGCUGCCAACAAACUGACUCAACUCCAGCCACUUUAAAAAUGGGAAUUGAUGGAAAUUAUGUAAAAAUGUAAAAAUGUACCACCAGCCACUUUAAACAAUGCCACCUAAUAUAAUGUUUACAUACCCUACAUUACACAUCUCUUAUGUAUAUGUAUAUACUGUACUCUAUAUCAUCUACUGCAUCUUGCCAUCUUUAUGUAAUACAUGUACCACUAGCCACUUUAAACUAUGCCACUUUAUGUUUACAUACCCUACAGUACUCAUCUCAUAGGUAUAUACCGUACUCUAUACCAUCUACUGCACCUUGCCUAUGCCGUCUGUACCAUCACUCAUUCAUAUAUCUUUAUGUACAUAUUAGUAGUUGCGGAAUUGUUAGGUUAGAUUACUUGUUAUUACUGCAUUGUCGGAACCAGAAGCACAAGCAUUUCGCUACACUCGCAUUAACAUCUGCUAACCAUGUGUAUGUGACUAAUAAAAUUGAUUUGAUUUGAUUGCCCUCGAAUAUACAGUACAUUGACAGGGCCUUAAUACCAUGUAUUACCACCAAAGACCACCAGAUGGCAGUGUGAAGCAUUAGUAACAAUGGCUUCAUCCCAGAUAUGCCGCAUGGCAUCUGCUAUUGUUUGGUUUGACCGUCAUGGUCAUUAGGGAUUUUGACACGGCACUAGUGGCUGUAUCUAGACCUAUAGAGGUGAGACUAAUCUGUAUCGACACGAUUAGGAGGAUAUGCAAUAAAAAUAGGACUGUUUAAGCUGCAUGGCUGCUUUGUUUCAACAGUUUGGGAAAGGGAAUAUGUUACACAUCAAUUAUUGAGAAGACCUUUAAAGUGGUGCGAUUAGAAUGGUGCUUUAUGGGAGAGAGAAUGCGUUUAUGGGUAUUUAAUAUCAUUAGGCUACAGAUCAUACACACACUCGCAUAGCACAUUUGCAUAUCAGGUGGUAGUAAAACAGCUGCCAAAAAGUAUCUUUAUUUAUCAGUUACUGAACGAUCACCAGUAGCUUAUAGUAACACAGAGAAGCCUGGGCCAUGUUCAUUAGGGCACACAACGGAAAGUGUAUCAAAACAUUUUGCAAUGGAAAACUAAAAUGACAAUUUCUCAUUCAACAAGCCCAUGUAGUCAGUCCGUUUGGUACCCAAUGAACACAACCCUGGAGAGUUCUUACACCGAGGAAACGACGACAACAGCUGAAUGGACGAGCACCAUCACAAUCAUUACAAUGGCAGUUUAUAAUACACACAGCUCGAGUAAAAAUACUGCAGUAUAUACAGUCAGUCAGUGAAGAGUUAACAGUCAGCAUGUGUUGAUUCUCCCAGAGAGAGAAGAUAAUCAACAUUACAUUUAUGUUUAGCUUCAAUGGACAAUAGUGUAAUAAAAAUGGAAGUUAAACAUGAUUGGUGCAGUAGGAUACAAUUUAAGACAUACAUAGUCUAAACACAUAUUGCAAGUCAUUUCUUUGAUGGAUUGCAAUAUCAGCAUCUCGUACACAGUCAACUCUCCCACUGUCUAUUCUAUUGUCUUAGCUACAGCCAUGGGGUUGUGGUGCAUCAUCUAAUCUCUGUAUGUAGCCUACACGGUGUCUCAGAGUAAAUGUUUAGUCGUAACGUUCAUCCAACAUUCAAACAUGGGUGCUUGUGGAGAGUGACACGGUGGUUUAAUGGUGUCUAAAUGUGCAGAGCCCUAACAU